Messenger RNA from Lobosporangium transversale, 1158 nucleotides. RefSeq names its product S-adenosyl-L-methionine-dependent methyltransferase. Gene Ontology annotation, molecular function: sterol 24-C-methyltransferase activity. Gene Ontology annotation, cellular component: endoplasmic reticulum. Lineage: Eukaryota; Fungi; Mortierellomycota; Mortierellomycetes; Mortierellales; Mortierellaceae. The transcript is spliced from 2 exons. The record is from RefSeq and is a predicted model, not a curated record. Bases 1 to 1158 code for a protein of 385 amino acids. Gene Ontology annotation, biological process: ergosterol biosynthetic process.
AUGACGCCUCCAACAGCAACAACAACUAUAAUCAGUCAACGUAAUCAAGAGGAUUUAUUACUCUCAAAAAUCCUACACGGCAACUGGGACGAGAGUGUCCACCAAAGUUCCUUCAUCUCGAAGCUCUAUCAAAAGGGUCGUGUAUCUCAAUCAUCCACCGUCAAUGACUAUCUCGAUAAUUGGAAAGAGGAGAAUCCUGAAAACGAAACUGAAGCGGAUCGAGCUCAACGUGCUAGUGCAUACAAGGCCGUCGCCAAUUCCUUUUAUGACCUGGCCACAGACUUUUACGAGUAUGCCUGGGGAACCUCAUUUCAUUUCUGUCGUUUCCGCCCACGCGAACCCUUUCAACAGGCGAUCGCAAGACAUGAACACUACCUAGCUGCCAGCAUGGGGGUUCAAUCACACCACUGUGUCCUCGACAUCGGCAGUGGCGUCGGAGGCCCUGCCCGAGAAAUCGGACACUUCACAGGUGCUUAUGUCACAGGCCUUAAUAACAAUGAUUAUCAGAUCGCACGGGCCAAGCGAUAUGCACUGAACUUUGGACUCGAUCAUAAAUCUGAUUUCGUCAAGGGUGAUUUCAUGAACAUGCCAUUUGAUGAUAACUCCUUCGAUGCUUGUUAUGCUAUCGAGGCCACAGUCCACGCAUCCCCAUUGGAGGGUGUCUAUGGUGAAGCCUACAGGGUCUUGAAACCCGGUGGUGUCUUUGGAUGUUAUGAGUGGCUAUUAACAGAAAAUUAUGACCCCACAAAUCCUGACCAUCUUCGUGUGGUUCGUGGAUUGGAAGUCGGCAAUGGUAUCGCGAAGAUGGUCACUAUCGAGGAAUGUCACCGAGCACUCGAAGCCGUGGGUUUCAAUAUUGAGAAAGCACAGAACAUGGGGGCGACGGACGAUGAGAUCGAAUGGUACUAUCCUCUUGAAGGUGAUAUUCGAAAAGCGAAUACUUUUUGGGAUUACUUGACAGUCUUGAGGGCCACGACUGUAGGACGCGCAGUGACGACGUAUAUGGUACAAGCCCUGGAAGCCGUGGGAUUGGCCGCUCCCGGCAGUUCAAAGGUUUCAACAGUCCUUCAGCUUGGUGCAGACUCGGUCUUGGAAGGUGCACGAAUGGGCAUCUUUACCCCAAUGUACCUGUUCGUUGCUAGGAAACCUAACGCGUAA